AUGCAAGAAGGAAAAAUUCCAACUGUCCUUAUUAUUGGGGCAGGUCCAGGAGGACUUACUCUUUAUCAUGCUUUAAUAAAAAAUAAAGAUAAAAAAGAAUUUAACGUAAAAAUCUUUGAACGUGAAGCCAGUCCUACUGACCGAUGGCAAGGCUAUUUUAUCAGCAUAAACGUUCGUGGGGCAAAGUCUCUUAUGAAUUGUGUUCCACCUUCAAUCGCUUCAAAACUUUCCAAAGCAAUUCCGAAUCCAAUUCCAGAUGCAGAAUCUAAUGGAAUUACACUUACUGAUGAUACAGGAAAACGUUUAGUUAGGCCUCCAUUUAAACAAGUUAAAGAUGUUCAUGAAUUGGCGAAAGUUCCUAAAGAAAUCUCUGCUAUUAUUUCUUAUCGAGAUAUACUUAGAGAAGUUUUGUUGGAAGAUGUGCCAGUUCAAUGGAAUAAAAAAUGUGUUGGAUUUGAAGAAACUGAAAACGGUGUUUGGGCGAUUUUUGAGGAUGGUUCACGAGAAUUUGGCGACAUUCUAGUUGGUGCGGAUGGGAUUAAUUCUCCAGUUCGAAAACAAAAAAUACCCGAAUUAAAAGUUUUCGAUUACGGUGUAAAUAUACUCAACGCAAAUGUUGCCGUUCCUAAAAGUCUUAUGGAUAAAUCAAUUAGAAUUCACGGCAAUUCUUUAAUUCAACUUUCUCUUGGAAUAAAGGGUGACUGGACAUUUAGUCUUUUCCGUUUAAUUCCGGUUGAACAAGAUCCAGACCAUAAAAAUGAUUCAGUCGAACCUCAUUAUAAAGUAACACUUAGUUUUGCUUAUCCAUCGAAAUUAGAUAUUGAAGAAUCAGAUAAAAUUAAAGUUGACGAUAAAGACCCAGCAUCAGUUAUUAAUUAUACUAAACAUUUAAUUCAAACUUUAAGACCAAAAAGUGAGUUAACCGAUAUUCAAUUAAAAUUAUGGGACUAUGUUCCUAAAACAGCUCCAAAUGAUCCAGAAAAAUAUCCAUUUAAAACUUAUAAUCCUACACAACGAAGAAAAUUACAAGAUCUUGACCCAUUAUCCGUCAAUACUUGGAAAAGCAGCCGAGUGACAUUAUUAGGGGAUGCUGCUCAUGCUAUUAAUCCUAUAUUUGGAUUGGGAACAAAUAAUGCUAUUAAAGAUGCAGAUCUUCUUUCUCAAGCAUUGCUUAAUUAUACUCCAGAAAAUUAUAUUUCUUACAUCCAAGAAUAUGAAAAUGAAAUGCGAGAACGAAAUUCUGCCGAUGUGUUGAGAGCUAGAGCAUUUGUAUUAAGACAAACUCGUCCAAUUGGAUUUUUUGGUAUUAUUAUUAGAAACACGAUUAUGAGGAUUAUCAACUUUUUUAUGAAUUUAAAAAGUUAUAAGUAA
Rhizophagus irregularis DAOM 181602=DAOM 197198 is the source of this 1371-nucleotide messenger RNA. RefSeq lists its product as uncharacterized. Lineage: Eukaryota; Fungi; Glomeromycota; Glomeromycetes; Glomerales; Glomeraceae. The record is from RefSeq and is a predicted model, not a curated record. Gene Ontology annotation, molecular function: FAD binding.